ACAAGUUACUCACAUUGCCUUAAAAUUUUUGUAUGUCGCGUUGUUCGGCUGUUGCUCGUGUAAAAUUUGUUAAAAUUACACAAACGCACACUCCGCAGCCGUAGAAACGAUUCUUGAUGUGAGUACAAAACAACACCAGAGCCAGCAACAAUGGGAGCCUGUGUAUGUCGCAUGAAUCCCGACAAUGAGACCAUGAGCGUCUCAUCAGCGAGCGCCUCUCGUCCGGCCAGCGCAGGCAUUCCAAUGGGAGGUGCAACGCGCAAAAAUCGCCCACUGUGCCAUGAGACAAUUAAAUGGCGCUCCGAUGUGCCAUUAACUGAAGGCCAAUUGCGCUCGAAGCGGGACGAGUUUUGGGACACGGCUCCCGCCUUUGAUGGCCGCAAGGAGAUUUGGGAUGCACUCAGAGCCGCCACAAAUGCAGCCGAGGGCCUUGAUUUCCAAAUGGCCCAAGCGAUUUUGGACGGCGCCAAUGUAUCCGUGCCUAAUGGGUACCUCACAGAAUGUUACGAUGAGCUCGGUACACAGUAUAAGGUGCCAAUUUAUUGUCUAUCAUAUCCCAUAAACAUUGUGAAAGAGGAGAACGGACGCGAUUCACCAGCUGAAUACUCAGAGCCUGUGGAUGGAGGCACCGAACUCAUUCUCAAGCUGCGCAUAUCAUCGACCAUGACUGAUGUUAAACUGCCGGUAUACUCAAAGGAUACAGUGGGACAGUGCAAGAAAAAGCUACAGGCCACGGAGGGUGUGGAUGCAUGUUGCCAACGUUGGUUCUACAGCGGCAAGCUGUUGGGGGACAAGGUGCCGAUCGAUGAGUGCAGCAUACACCAAGGAUACGUCGUACAGGUCAUUGUUAAUACGGAGCAUUACAAUCACGACAACAGCACGAGUAUCGUUCACAUGUCACUUGGGAGCUAGCAACGCACCAACUUUAGUAAACUAGUCAGCAUAGGUAACAACAACAGCAACAAGUUAUAUCAACGGCAACAGCAGCAAUUGUCAAGUGGCAGGAAAAGCAUCAUUUUUAACAUCAAAUGCAGAAGCAACAAUUAUAACAAUAUUAACAACAAUGUCAUAUACUCAGGCAACAGCACAAGGAACUUUAUUGUAAAGCACAAAGAGCCGCAGCAACAACAAAUUCAACGACAGCAGCAGCAACAACAACAACAGCAACAGCUAACGUAUUGCAUUUAUAAAAAUGAAAAAUUGCAACAAAACAAAAAAAAUAUUACUGCUGUCACUUGCACAAUGCUGAUUGUUGACAGACAUUUUGUAUUGUUUUUGUGGCUGCUCGCCCUGUUUGUUGCUGUGGUUAUUGUUGCAAUGCUUUUGUAAUAUACACAUAUACACAAUUCAGAGCAAAAAACAAAUUAAACGAGGAAUGCUUAUAAAUAUAAAUUUAUUUAUAUAUAAGAAUAUAUAUAUGUAUGUGUAUAUAUAUAUAGACAUAUA
This is a messenger RNA of Drosophila albomicans, 1446 nucleotides long. RefSeq names its product ubiquitin domain-containing protein 1. The record is from RefSeq and is a predicted model, not a curated record. The transcript has 4 exons. Gene Ontology annotation, molecular function: protein binding. The coding region runs from base 151 to 912 and encodes 253 amino acids. Lineage: Eukaryota; Metazoa; Arthropoda; Insecta; Diptera; Drosophilidae.